GCGGUUCACAGUGGCUGCACAUUUCUCUCUGUGCUCAUUGGCAUUGCGUGCGUUUCGCUGAACGGUCGCUGGAACGUUUCGGGAUAUUACGGGACAAACCCCACAGUGUUCUCUUCCAGUAGUGGAGCAGAUUUUUUUCGGUAGCUAUUUGUAUAUACAGUUUUUCCAUUGUAGGGAUAGGUCUUGAGGCUGGAUAGAUGCUCGAGAACAAUUAUUCGCGUUUACAGAUGUAAGUCAAGUCCAGAUGUAGACACGUUUCUUCCAUCUGGAAUUCAGAAUAGCACAAAAGGAAAAAAAUAUUAUAAGUGUCUCUCAAGUGGAGGAGUAUUCCACAUUUACGACCAGAGAGAAUACGGUAGUGAUAAGCAGGUUGUAGAUUGGGCAACACAGCAAAAGUGGUUUACUGGGAAAAAUCGAUUCGUACUGUGGGGUAUUUUCAGCUGGUGAGUGUGGUGCGUAUUAGGGAGCGAUCCGGGAAAACGAAAGGAAUUACGCCUCUGAUACGUUGUGAUAAACUUAGGAUGUUGCAUUAUGUGUUACUGCUGCAAUCGUAAAGAAAAGUGACUAUUUUCCAUAAGAAACGAAGAAAAACAGUGAAAUUAGAAAAAACGUCUUCUUGGGUGCGGUGCAUAUGUGAGCACUAAAAUACGAAUGAAGAGAAAUUGCCAUAAAACAAGUGUGGCCUAACAGUGAGAACCUAAUUCAAAGUAAUGCUAUGCAAUUGAUCAAUUGGCAAUAAAUGGCUGAAGUUUUUUCGAGGGGUAAUCAAAGCUGCUUACCUUGGAUGGGUCGAGUCUGAAGAAUACACAAGCACCGAGAGAUGCUGGGUUUGAGUGAAUUGUGAAACCAACUGCUAGUCGUCGCUGCUUUGUUGAUCGCUUGGAUUAACCACUCAGUACGACCUUCUACUAGUACUGGAAGCCAUAGAGGAAAGAAUAAACAAAAGUGAACUCGAAGUGGACUGAAGGCUGCAGUUUGCCACUCUACAGAUACGAUACGAACAACGCGAUAGCAAAAGCUUUAACCUGGCGAAGACGGAAGGCAGAUUCGUAGCAGCUGUGCCCUUUCAAGGAAAUAUGAAGAUUAACGCAACCACCAAAAUGGCCACUCCGAUUGAAGAGAAAUUCGAUCAGAAUUUGAAGACACGCACUGGAAUGGUGAUGAUCAGCGAUGGCAAAACCAAACCAGAACUGGCGCGACUUCACCUAUCGAUGGAAAUGAUCACCAUCCAGAAGCAGGACACAUCCACACCGGUGCCAACGCCAACCAGCGCCAUCCAUCCGCCAAUAGAAUCAAAGGAACGUAUGGUACAAAUUACACGACAGAAAGUCGGCGGCCUAGGAUUAAGCAUAAAGGGAGGAGCCGAACAUAAACUUCCAAUUCUGAUAUCUCGCAUCUACAAGGACCAAGCUGCUGACGCAACAGGUCAGCUUUUCGUGGGUGAUGCGAUUAUCAAGGUUAAUGGUGAAUACAUAACUGCCUGCCCACACGAUGAUGCCGUGAAUAUUCUUCGAAAUGCUGGUGACAUUGUAGUCCUAACUGUUAAACAUUACCGAGCAGCAACACCGUUCCUUCAAAAGCAACUGAGUAGGGAGACUCCCGAGUCGGACAAUGAUGCAACCUGCGCCGAAUUGAAGGCAGACGAGGUCUGGAAAUCGGCAAACAACAGCAGACCAGUUUCCAUCAGCUCCGAGCCGGAAAAUCGAUGGAUUGAUUUAGUGUCGGUUCCCCUCAUGAUGGCCUACGUGACACGAUACAUCUACGGCACGGAUAAGCUUCGACCGAAUGCAUUCGAAGUACGUGGCCUCAAUGGAACCACAACGGGAAUAAUUCACUGUGACGAGCUGGCAAUCCUCAGUCAAUGGCUCAAAUACAUCACCGACAACAUUGUGGGGUUGACCAGUUUACAGAUGAAGCUGUACAACCGCAACUUUCCCGUCGGUGAACGGAUCGAGUACAUGGGUUGGGUGAACGAGGGUGUCAUCAGUAACCACAUCUCCUGGCAGAGCUACAAACCCCGCUUCCUGGUCCUGAAGGGCACAGAGGUGAUGCUAUUCGAUGCACCCCCACUGAAUGUGGCCGGCUUACAGAAAGCAACCGUAGCCUACAAAGUGUACCAAACUAUGUUUCGGGUGGUGAAGGAGUCCGAGACGGUCGACUCCCGGCAGCAUUGCUUCCUGCUGCAGAGCUCGGGUCACGAACCACGGUACCUUAGUGUGGAAACGCGGCAAGAACUUCUGCGAAUCGAGAAUAGCUGGAAUGCUGCCAUCGUUACUAGUGUAAUUAAAUUAGGGCGUAAAACAUUCGCUGUAUCUCAUCAUGGAAAGACUGGCGGUCUAACCCUGGACUGGCAAGCCGGCUUUUCUCUAACGGAAGGCGCCGAUGCCAACAUUAUUUGGCAGUACAAAUUCUCCCAGCUGAGGGGUUCAAGUGACGAUGGAAAAUCUAAACUAAAGCUGCACUUCCAAGACCAUGAAACGCGAUCCAUCGAAACUAAGGAGCUCGAAUGUCAAGUUCUACAAAGUUUGCUCUUUUGUAUGCAUGCGUUUUUAACGGCUAAAGUUGCUUCGGUUGACCCAGCCUUUUUGAGUUCGAUUCAGCAGGCUUGAAUUUGCGCUGAAGCUGCCACAGAUCGAGAUGCCGGAGAAUGUGAUGACGACGAUGACACUGGCAGCGUGCUUCAGAUUACAAUUGUAGAACCGUAAGCAAUUCCGUAGAUUAAACGCAAUUAUUGAAGGGGAGAACCUAAGCAGAAACAAACAAUCAAAAUUCGCCCUACAAUGGCGCAGCCUAGUUUAAUUAGGAUUGCGAAACAAGCGGUAGGUGUGUUAGUACAGGUUACCCAGUCACAAAGCUACGCAAAAGCAUGAUAUUCAGUCGUGUUUUCCAGAAUUGAAACUUAAUUAAGCGACUACAACUAAAAUUGACUGAUUUUCACAAAAAGUAUUUGCUUUAGUUUGAGGUAUUUCGUAGAUAUAGUCUUAUUUAGUCUCUAAAUCAAAUUAAAAACAUGAGAAGAGAAACGAAUUGGAGCCAACUGAUGGUGAUGAUAUACUCUCUUAUGUUCUCCAUUGAAGGUGCUAACUGAGAAGGGCUGAAGUCAAUUCUAGCCCGGUGUGGAAGACAAGCAUAAAAAAUGUAAUUGCUAUUCCUAUCGAAGGCGAACAUGUUCAUUACGAUGUGAAGCCACAUUAAUAGUAAAUGCAUUCAACGAACUUGAUAACAAGGGCAGUGUAAUUAAAAAACCAAAUAAUUUUGAGAAAAAAAAGGUACACGAGGUUGUGUGAGGAUGAUUGAGCGAGAAUAUGUGCUAGCCUUUAGGGCGAUAAGAGAAAAAUAAUUCGGAUAAGUGAGCGGUACUAAGCUUUUCGAUAAU
This is a messenger RNA of Armigeres subalbatus, 3376 nucleotides long. RefSeq names its product gamma-1-syntrophin-like. The transcript has 10 exons. NCBI's taxonomy places the organism in Eukaryota, Metazoa, Arthropoda, Insecta, Diptera, Culicidae. The record is from RefSeq and is a predicted model, not a curated record. Gene Ontology annotation, molecular function: structural molecule activity; protein binding. Bases 1077 to 2609 code for a protein of 510 amino acids. Gene Ontology annotation, cellular component: intracellular anatomical structure; dystrophin-associated glycoprotein complex.